Molecule: messenger RNA, 3826 nt
Organism: Tetranychus urticae (two-spotted spider mite)
Lineage: Eukaryota; Metazoa; Arthropoda; Arachnida; Trombidiformes; Tetranychidae
Cellular component (GO): membrane
Source: RefSeq, a predicted model, not a curated record
UUUUUACAAUUUACUUUUGUUUACUUUAUGUCCAGUUAUUUCAACUUUAAUUAUAAUUUAUAUUGUAAAGUAUGAUAACUGAUUCUUGCAUGGAAAGCAUUUCAUCUCAAGACUAUUAAGUUGCCAUCUUGCUCAUCAAUAAACUGGAUUAGUCGUGUUUUUGGAUUCCAUUUUUUUCGAUCUAAAUAUCAUCAGGCAAAAGGUUUUCCUCCCUGAUGCUGAUGAUAAUGAUAGUUUUGGCGUGUGGGUGAGCAGCAUCAGUUGCACCUGUCCAGAGAGAAAGAGAGAGAAAGAGAAACAAAAGUAACUUUAAAAUUAAAAAGUAAACUGGAUCCAAACUAAAGGUGGCGUUUAGUCAAACAGAAACCAUAAACAAAACUUGGAAGCUGUUUGUUCAACUUCUCUGCUUCACAGUUAUGAAUAACAUUGUGAGAAACGGAUCAACUUCCCAAUUUAUUGAAACUUUUUCUAUUCAUCAUCUCUUUUAUCAUGUAAUUGAAUGUUAAUUUAUUGAUUAUAUUGUGACAAUUGGACGAUUUGCUGCUUAACAAAUCUAGACAAAGGUAUUUACUAAACGCCAUCUUUAGUCGAAUGAAGUCAUAUUUUUCUUUUAUUAAAAGUGUACAACUUUAUCUUAAUUUUUGUUUCUCUUGCACCUGCCAUUGUCUUCAAUGCAACUUACAUAUUGAUUCAAACUUUGCUAUUUUGUGUUCAUCUUGUAAUGUAAAUGUUUCUUGUUGAGGCACAAACAAAAUCGUGCUAAAGACAAUACGCUUAAUUCACUUUCAAUUUCCCCCUCUCAUCAUCGUCUUUUCCCUCUGCUUUUUCUCUCACCAACUCACUAUCUUCUCAUCCUCUCAUCAUCAUUAUAUCCUUGCUCUGAACUUGCAAUCGGAUAAUAUCAAGUGGCCUAGGGUCGGGUUACUUACUCACUCCGUGACUCUUCUUUCUUUACUUUUUUCCAUCUUCUAUUGCUUUUUUUCCUUGAUCUGUGUUGUGUUUUUUUUGUUGCUGUUUUGCUUCCUUACCUGUUAUCUUUUAACUUUAUAAUGGUGUUUCAUAGUUGAGAUUGAAAAUUGAGAAAAACAAAUUCUUCUCUAUCAAAAUAUGGAAACAAUGAAAACGGAUUUACCAAUGGGAUCAACUCUUGACUCAACUCGAUUCAAUGUGAGGUACAUUCAAAGGGAAAGAAAUGGAUUAUCCAUAAUUCAGUUUCCAUUUUAUUCAGCUUUAGGAUGUCUUUUACCCUUUUUAACGGCUCACAUGAACGAUAUUGGGUUAACUGCGAAACAAUCAGCUCUAAUCAACACCAUAACUGGUCUCAUCAGUUUAAUUGGUCCACUAAUAUUUGGUCCCAUUGCUUAUCGUUACCAAAAAUACAAUUUAAUCAUCUGUGUAACCCUUCUAUUGUCAACAAUAUCUUAUACUUCAUUGUUAUUCGUACCAAGGGUGAUUAAAACUGCAAAACACUCAUCCAUUAUAUUUGACUGUACCAGUGGUGAAUUAUUGGUUGAAAGAUGUCAAAAUUGGGAAAAUAAUUGCUCACUACAUCCAAAGAGAUUAGCUUGGGGUAAUUUUACCAAUUUCACAAUUUAUUCAUGCAAUUAUGUUUGUGAUCUGAACACACCAAGUCUUCAGCAUAACAGCUCAUCAUCAAUCACCUAUCAUAAUAACGUUUAUCAACCAUCACCUUCUCUUCUAUCGCCAUUAAAUUCACCAUUAUCAUCAACUACAUCAUCAUCUCCAACUGAUCCUAUUCAAGUUUGCUUUGAAAGCACAUCCGAAGGGACUCUUUGCUUAGAAUCAUCUGAUUCACCUAAACAAUCAACCUCAGUUAAUCCAAUUACUGGUAAAUUAUUGGAUCCAAUUCAGUUUGAUUCACGUUUUGAUCGGUGGCCUGAAACAGAGCCUAGAGGAAUGUUAAUUGGUAACACUCAUCUUGUUUCAUGUGCAUUUCAUCCCAAUGAAGCUUUAAUAAUUAAAAGUCAAACAUACCAAUCAAUUAGCUGCCGACCAUCCAAACCUGGCUGCUCUAUACACUGCCGUGUUGAUAUGGUCCAUCGUUCACAUUCAAUAUUAACCACUCCAUUGCCUUGUUAUCGUUUAUCCGGUCGUCCUCAAGUUACCUUUUACGCAUAUUUGGCCUUAAGAAGCGUUGCUGAUUUAUCUCUUUUCACGGGAUUUGCUCUUCUAGAUUCUCUGGCAAUUACAUUAACAAAUGAUUUCGAUUCUAUCUAUGGACGUGCCUCUAAAUUGCUUGCUAUCACUUUACCGAUGUCCUUGUGGCCUGUUGGAUCUGGAAUUUUAUCAGACUACUUUUCUUUGGUAUCCAAACGUCCAGAUUACUCUCCAAUAUUUGUUAUCUAUGAUGGUUUCAUUUUAAUAACAAUUAUAUUGAUCAUCUGUUUCCCAAUUGAACCAAUUUCAAUCAAAUUCAACUUCAUUUCAUACACUUCAUUGUCAACAACUAGUCUUAAUGAAUCAAAUCGACAAAAUAAUAAACAGUCGACAUUACCUCUCACUAAAUCGUCAUCAAAAACAUCUAGAAACCUGAAAGAGUCAUCAUCUACAUCAUCAUCAUCAAUGAAAUUUAAACAAAAAAUUUGUUUAUUCGCCUUGCUUCCAUUUGUUUUAUUUCUUGGCUCAACUUGGGGCUUACUUUAUAAUUACCUUCCUGCCUAUUAUCUUGAGCUUGGAAUUGACAAGACAUGGUUAAGCCUCGCUUUCUCAUUAUCCUUCAUUGGUUAUGCGCCAUUUUGUUUGAUUAUUAAAUCACUAACCGCUGGAAUCGGCAGAAUUCGCCUGAUUGUUUUAGCUUUCAUAUUUUACGCUAUUCGUUUGACUGGAAUCUCUUUUCUUCAUCACCCUCGUUGGACUAUUAUACCUUUUCAACUGAUGGAAGCCUUUACUCUACCUUUAGCCUGGGUCGGAAUCACAUCAACAAUUCACCGCUUGUUACCAUCGUCUGCCGCUGGAUCACAUUUAAUUGUCCAAUAUUCCCUAGUCAUUAUUCAUUUUGGCUUAGGUCGUUCAUUUGGUGCCUUUAUUUGGUGGCUUUGGUUACAAGAUUGGGAGGUUAAUCAUGAUCGCUGGAAUUGGUUAAUUUAUGAUUGGCCUUUGAUUCAAAUUGCUGCCAAUUAUGAUGUAUCCAGUUACCGUUUAUUAUUGCGGUUAACAGCCAUCAUAAUGGCCAUUUGUGGUUUGGUUUUACUCCUCUUUUAUCAUCUUUGUUGUUUCUGUUGUUCACCUAAAAGAUCAUCGAUUCAUCAAAUGAAAACUAAAAAUAAUCGCAUUAAAGGUAAACAUAACAAGUCAUCAUCACCAUCAAACUCACCAUCAACAUCAACCGGUAAUCAAUCAAAAAAAUCAAAUGAAACGGAUGUUUUACUUAAUGGUAUCCAUAGUUCAUCAUUUACCGUGCCUUCCGCUGAUAAUAAUCAAUUAAUUUCCGAUGAUUGUAAUAAAUUGAUAACAAUGCCGAAGACAUUAACAGCGGAUGGUCAACCUAUUAAGGGUGAAACAAAUGGUGUUAAAGUGAUUAGUAAAGUUGGUGAAGAUGAUUUAUAAAUUAUAAAUAUUUCAUCUUAAAUUAAGUGCAUCCAAUGACAAUAUAUUUAUAAAUUAUAAUACAAUAUUUUCACAGUCAUCAACGUCUUUUACGAUCCAAAUCAACAUUAAUAAUUUUUAACGUUUGACAUCUUUGGUCACAAUAUUUCAAACAAAAGUACAGAGUGAAAAAUAAUAGUGUAAAAAUGUUAGCUCUGUGACGAUCUCUGUAAUAUCUGUUUCUUCCUAAUUGUAAUUAAAGAAAUAUAUAUAAUAUUAA